AGAAAAACAACAUUUGUACAAGAGUUUAACCGUGGCCUUGGUCUGAUAACAAUGAAUCAUUAUUACAUUGCUUUUAUGUGCACUGUGCUUGGCACUGAAUUACUAAGGAGCUUCGGUACCCCUGUCAAAUCCCCAAGGUUCAGAGGUCGGGUGCAGCAUGAACGAAAAAAUAUUAGGCCAAAUAUUAUACUUGUGCUUACAGAUGACCAAGAUGUGGAGCUUGGGUCCUUGCAAGUGAUGAAUAAAACCAGGAAAAUAAUGGAAAAUGGAGGUGCCAGUUUUGUUAAUGCAUUUGUAACCACUCCAAUGUGCUGUCCAUCUCGGUCCUCGAUGUUGACAGGGAAAUAUGUUCACAAUCACAAUGUCUAUACUAAUAAUGAGAAUUGCUCUUCUCCCUCCUGGCAAGCAACACAUGAGCCACGUACCUUUGCUGUGUAUCUCAACAAUACUGGAUAUAGAACUGCUUUUUUUGGAAAAUACCUCAAUGAAUACAAUGGCAGCUAUAUCCCUCCUGGCUGGCGAGAGUGGGUUGGAUUAAUAAAAAACUCUCGUUUCUAUAAUUACACUGUUUGUCGCAAUGGCCUUAAAGAGAAGCAUGGAUUUGAAUAUGCAAAGGACUAUUUUACAGAUUUAAUCACCAAUGACAGUAUCAAUUAUUUCAAAAUGUCUAAGAGGACAUAUCCCCAUAGACCUAUAAUGAUGGUGAUCAGCCAUGCAGCUCCCCAUGGCCCAGAGGACUCUGCACCACAAUUCUCUGAGCUGUAUCCAAAUGCUUCUCAGCACAUAACUCCUAGUUACAACUAUGCACCCAAUAUGGAUAAGCAUUGGAUCAUGCAAUACACAGGGCCUAUGCUUCCCAUCCAUAUGGAAUUUACAAAUACCUUGCAACGCAAAAGACUUCAAACUCUGCUGUCAGUUGAUGAUUCCAUGGAAAGGUUAUAUCAUAUGCUAGUGGAAACUGGAGAACUGGAGAAUACUUACAUUAUUUACACUGCUGAUCAUGGUUACCAUAUUGGACAGUUUGGACUGGUCAAGGGAAAGUCAAUGCCAUAUGAUUUUGAUAUUCGCGUUCCUUUCUUUAUUCGUGGUCCAAGUAUAGAGCCGGGAUCAGUAGUAUCUCACAUGGUGCUAAAUAUUGACCUUGCUCCAACAGUUUUGGAUAUUGCAGGACUUGAUACACCUCCAGAUAUGGAUGGCAAAUCUAUUCUAAAACUUCUGGACCUUGAGAAAUCAGGGAACAGGUUUCGAACAAACAAGAAAACCAAAGUUUGGCGUGAUACAUUCCUGGUGGAAAGAGGCAAAUUUUUGCGUAAGAAAGAAGAAUUGGGCAAAAAUACCCAGCAGUCAAAUCAUUUGCCUAAAUAUGAGAGAGUAAAAGAAUUAUGUCAACAAACACGAUACCAAACAGCUUGUGAACAACCUGGCCAGAAAUGGCAGUGUAUUGAAGACACAUCUGGAAAACUACGUAUUCACAAAUGCAAAGGGGCCGGUGACGUUCUUGCUAUGAGAAAAAGAACACGGAGUUUACAUUCCCAGGGAUAUAGCAGCAAAGAAAAUGACUGUGAUUGCAGGGACGCUGAUUAUCAGACCAGUCGGGCCCAAAGGAAAAAUCAAAGGGGUUUCAUGAGGACCUCCAGUGUACAAAGUGGUAAUCUAGAAGAGCAAAGAUGUUUUAUUCUUUCAAAUGACUCUAUUCAUUGUGAAAGGGAGCUAUAUCAUUCAUCCAGAGCUUGGAAAGAUCACAAAGCCUACAUUGACAAGGAGAUUGAAGCUCUCCAGGAUAAAAUUAAAAAUUUAAGAGAAGUAAGAGGACAUCUUAAAAGACGAAAACCAGAUGAAUGUGACUGUAGCAAAAAGAGCUAUUAUCACAAAGAAAAGGAGGCAAAAGUUCAAGAAAAGCUUAAGACAAGUCACCUACAUCCAUUCAAGGAAGCUGCUCAAGAGGUGGAUGGUAAACUUCAGCUCUUCAAAGAGAAUCGGAGGAGAAAAAAAGAAAGGAAAGGGAAAAAGCGCCAGAAGAAAGGAGACGAAUGCAGCCUUCCUGGACUCACUUGCUUUACUCAUGACAACAACCACUGGCAGACUGCACCAUUCUGGAACUUGGGAUCAUUUUGUGCUUGUACAAGCUCCAACAACAACACUUACUGGUGUUUGCGAACAGUAAAUGAAACACACAACUUCCUCUUCUGUGAAUUUGCUACAGGAUUUUUGGAGUAUUUUGAUAUGAAUUCUGAUCCGUAUCAGCUGACAAAUUCAGUACAUACGGUAGAAAGAGGCAUUUUGAACCAGCUACACCUUCAGCUAAUGGAGUUACGAAGUUGUCAAGGUUAUAAGCAGUGCAAUCCAAGACCUAAGGGACUUGACACAGAGGGCACUUAUGGCAUGGAUGGGAAGGCUAAGCUCCCAAAUUUUACAGAAAGUAUCAACUGGCAAGGACUGGAAGAUUUGUACAGUGUGAAUGAAAGUUUAUAUGAAGCCAGACACAAUUACAGCAUUAAUUCUGAUGACUGGAGAAAUUACUUGAAGGAUGUAGAUAGAAUCUUUGCACUGCUGAACAGUUACUCUAAGCAAAAUCAAAGAGCAGAGACUCCCACUGUUAAUAACAGUGAAAACUUGGAUGAAUCAUCCACAUCAUUUUCCUUGCUGGGAAUGAGCUCUGCUGAAACAGAUGAAGCUUCGAGUGGGUUCACAACCCUAGAGGCUCAACCUAUCAUCCCAACAUAUUAUGGAGACCUGACCUUGAGCACAGUAGUGUCAAGCAAGGAUGGCAGACUUGAACUAAGCAAUGAUAUUCCUGCAAAAAGGAGUACAAACGGUCACCAAGCCAAAACAUGGCUAAAGAUUGAAGAGCCAGUUAAUUCAGAAAUGGAUUUUAGUGGGAACGAUUUGACAGAACUGGAGUCCAGACACAGCUUCAUCUUGCAACCAAUUAACAUUAUUCAGAAAGCCUCUAUGACAGACAAAGAUUUUGCACAGGGUAUUUUUGAAGAGCAAGUCUACCUGCCCAUGAACUCCGCUGCAAAAAUAAUCAGCUGGGCUUUAAACACAUUUGUUCUGAAACAUAAAACUGAAAUGUUGAGAAAAAGGGAAAGUUUUCAGAAAUCUUCAGAGUUUCUGAAUGAAGAAGGCAGUGCUUCAAAUCCACUCCCCUCAAAUUAGCCUGUGUUAGCAAGUCAGACACUAUUAAUUAGGUAGCAAAUGGAACAACCGUUUUAUAGCAAAAUUCCAUAGUGUGUAUUUUAUAUACAAAUUCUUGUCAAUGUGACUGCAGCUACUAGAAUCCGAGAAUUAAAAAGGCACCAUUGUGCUUUUUUAGCAGAGCUCUAUUUUUUAAAGUAGUGUGAAUGCACCUUCAAAGGAAAUGAGCUCAUUUUUUUGUUCUCAUAACAAAUAUUCUUAUCCAAUGUUUUGAGUAUUUUUUAUUAAUUUGAACCAUUGAAAUUUCAUAUUGUCAAAGUAAACUUACAUGCCCUUUUGUAAUCUUUGUGCCAUAGUCUUUAUUAAUCUGACUCGUCUACAUGUUCUUAGUUUUGCUAAUACAAUGUAAUUUGCAAAACAAUAAAAGAAAUUGAUAGAGAAUGCAUUAUGUACAUGGAUUGUAAAAAGCAAUUACUGGUAUAUUGAGCAGAUUUUCACGUUUGAUUUAAAACCGUUAUGUUCAAAUUGAUUCAUAGAAACGUUUUUUCUUAGAUAUAACAAACAGGAAACUUAACAGAAAGUUAAAGUGAGUUAAUUUUCCAAUAAAUAGGAACUAAAUUGUAAUUAAGAUUUUUAUUUUUUCAGGAAAAUUCGAUUUCUACUUUGCAAAAGGUCUUAAUGUAUUCACAGCUGUUCUAGUCAUUUUAGAAUAAAAUCCAGUCCAAAGAAAGGUUCUAUAUAUAAAUAUGCUAUAUAUUAUAUUGCAUCUUGGCACACUUGCAGAUGUGCAACACAUACCCUUUUUUAAACACAAUUUAAGACAGCACAAUUGCAUUGUCGUAUCUGUAUGUAGCCAUACAGAAUACUGGAUUGUAGGUAUACCUUUUAAAACAGCAAGGAAUAAUGUUAUGUACAAAACCACUUCUCCACUGUUCUCCAGAAUCAAGGAAAAGAAUGCUUCCCACAGAAAUAUCAGUUUGCAUAUGUUGGUUUAAUAAAGUGCUUUAGAAUAUAGUAUCUGAACAGGGGAAAAUAGAUACAGUCAUCUGGAAUUGUAUGAAGGUAAAGAUUGUUCCUAAAAUGUGGGGUUUGG
Molecule: messenger RNA, 4231 nt
Organism: Protobothrops mucrosquamatus (brown spotted pit viper)
Lineage: Eukaryota; Metazoa; Chordata; Lepidosauria; Squamata; Viperidae
Gene: SULF1
Product: sulfatase 1
Exons: 18
Coding region: 52-3159 (1035 amino acids)
Cellular component (GO): cell surface; plasma membrane; endoplasmic reticulum
Molecular function (GO): glycosaminoglycan binding; N-acetylglucosamine-6-sulfatase activity
Source: RefSeq, a predicted model, not a curated record